Molecule: messenger RNA, 900 nt
Organism: Penicillium longicatenatum
Lineage: Eukaryota; Fungi; Ascomycota; Eurotiomycetes; Eurotiales; Aspergillaceae
Product: glycoside hydrolase family 75 protein
Exons: 5
Coding region: 1-900 (299 amino acids)
Molecular function (GO): chitosanase activity
Source: RefSeq, a predicted model, not a curated record
AUGGCAUUUAUAUUCUCUGUCUUAGUGGUAUCUUUGGCUGUGGUCAACCCGACGUUCGCUCAGAGCGUUGAUGGUUCGAAAUAUAACAACCCCACUGCUGGACCUCCUGCAAGCUACUUUGCGGCUGCCACGUCUAUCCCCGUUGCUGCUUUGAAGAGUGCUGCUGCCAAAGCUAGCACGGCUGCAAAAGAUGCAACCUAUCCUAUUAAUAAUAGCGGUGGUGCUGCUAAAGUUACGAUUCACAGUGAUUGGUCCAAGUUCAGCGAGGGUGCUGCCUUUGUUUGGGUUGCCGAUAUGGAUGUUGACUGCGAUGGUAUCGAUUAUAAGUGCAAGGGAAACCAAGACGGACAGUCUGAGACCAAUUUCGGUGCUCUGGCCGCCUAUGAGGUCCCGUGGAUUGUGAUACCCGACAAGUUUGGCACUACUUAUCAGAGUGUUCUUCCAGGAAAUAACGUUGGUGCGGUGAUUUGCGAUGGAAAGAUGUUUUAUGGUAUUUACGGUGACUCUGAUGGCGAUGAUCCCGAGGUCAUUGGAGAGGCUUCGUGGCUCAUGGCCAGGACGUGCUUUCCCAACGAUGAUUUGAAUGGAAACGCCGGUCAUGGUAGCGUCGAUGUGACAUACAUCUUAUUUACGGGUAAAGACGCCAUACUCCCAAGCAGUGCGCUCAACAAGAACUAUAUCACCAACUUCAGCACUCUGCGGUCUAUGGGUGAUAGCUUAAUGGGCUCCCUUGCGAAGAAUUUGGGCUUGUCUGGUGGCUCUGGGACAUCAACUACCACUGGCUCUUCUCCUACGACUACAUGCUCUUGGUCCGGUCAUUGCUUGGGCGCCUCUUGCUCUACUGAAAAUGAUUGCUCUGAUGAUCUUGUUUGCAAGAGUGGAGAGUGUGCCAACCCUUAA